Molecule: messenger RNA, 1659 nt
Organism: Magnolia sinica
Lineage: Eukaryota; Viridiplantae; Streptophyta; Magnoliopsida; Magnoliales; Magnoliaceae
Product: pentatricopeptide repeat-containing protein At2g22410, mitochondrial-like
Exons: 1
Coding region: 1-1659 (552 amino acids)
Biological process (GO): RNA modification
Molecular function (GO): RNA binding; protein binding
Source: RefSeq, a predicted model, not a curated record
AUGAGUGGGCCCUCAAAUGUACUCCUUUGGUUCAAACAUUCUACCCACAACAUCAAACAACUUAAUCAAAUCUUGGCUCAAACCAUCACAGCAGGGCUCAUCCGCACCAUACCCACAUGGAACUGCAUCAUCAGAGCCUAUGCCAAAAGCCCAGCACCCAUCCAAGCCAUUCUCAUGUACAAUCAUUUCAUGCAAUGCAGUUCUCUCCUUCCUGAUAAUCACACUUUCCCCGCUUUACUGAAAGCCUGCGGCCGCUUACUUUCUCUUCCAAAAGGCAAAGAAAUUCAUGGUUAUGUUGUAAAAGUGGGCCUCGAUUCUGAUGUUUAUAUACAGAAUUCUCUGAUACAUAUGUAUGGUGUCACAAUCCAGAUCCAUGAUUCGCGGCGACUGUUUGAUGGAAUGUCUCAAAGAGACAUAGUAACUUGGAAUUCAAUUCUAGCAGCCUACGUGGCGAAUCCUAGUUGGCAAGGUGAAGCACUGGUUUUAUAUAGGGAAAUGGUGUUUGAAGGAGUUGAAGCUGAUGAGAUCACUAUGGUGAUCCUGCUGUCGGCAUGCACACACUUGGGUGCCCUAGGCUAUGGAAGAAUGGUCCAUGUCUGUAUGUUGAAGAAGGGGUUUGUUUGUGUUUUGAAUUUGGAUAAUGCACUUUUGGGUUUUUAUGCCAAAAGCGAAGACAUGGAUGCUGUGUUUCGACUGUUUGGCAAGAUGGGUCCGAGAGAUGUAGUAUCAUACACUAUCGUGAUUAAUGGUUAUGUUGAAUUGGGCUUAGUAGAUGUUGCUCGCGAAAUUUUUGAUCGGAUUCCUUCCAAAGAUAUUGUCUUGUGGAAUUCCAUGAUAAGUGGGUAUGUGAAGGUCAAGCGACCGCAAGAGGCUUUAGAGCUCUUUCAUAAAAUGGAGAUGGAGAUGAUAAAACCAGACGAAAUGACUGUCGUUAGUGUCCUUUCAGCUUGCAGCAACUUAUCAAAUUUACAAUUUGGUCGUUGGGUUCAUCAGAUUAUGCAUCGAAUAGAUAUAAGAAUGGAUGUUUUUGUAGGAACAGCACUGGUUGAUAUGUAUGCAAAAUGCGGGAGUCUGGAGGAUGCGGUUCGCACAUUCUACAAAAUGAAAUAUAAAGAUGUCUUCACUUGGACUGCUGUAAUCGUAGGUCUUGCAAACUCCGGGCAUGGGAAGGAGGCUCUGAGCUUCUUUUCGCAGAUGCAAACAGAAGGCAUUGAGCCGACCGAGGUCACAUUCGUUGCUGUUUUAACAGCAUGCAGCCAUUCAGGACUAGUGGAUGAAGGCUGUUAUUGGUUUGAUCGAAUGGUGGGAGUUUAUAAGAUAAGGCCGAAGAUUGAGCACUUGGGAUGUAUAAUUGAUCUUUUGAGUAGAGCUGGGUUGCUAUGCCAAGCAGAGGGAUUGAUUAGAACUAUACCAGAUGAGGAUAGAAUGAUAAGUUACAAAACUCUUCUCAGUGCUUGUAUAAAAUAUGCUGAUAUUGGUAUUGGAGAAAAGGUAGCGAAGAAGCUGAUCGAGUUGGAUCCUCAGAGCCAUGGAGUUUACGUUCUGUUAUCGAACUUCUACUCUUUGGCAGGUCAAUGGGAAGAUGUCAUGGAGAUGAGAAGAAUCAUGAAGGAACUGGAUCUGAACAAGGAAGCUGGGAUUAGUUUUGUUGAGGUAUAA